AUGAGAACUACAGAUGAAGCCGUGAUGACCAUGACUGAACGAAUACACAUGAAUAAGAUAGCAAGAGUUAGAAAAGAGUGCAGCGAAGGUGUGAAAAGUAAAAAUAUAACAUGGCUACUAGACUCAGGCUCUACGAGUCACAUGGUAUGGGACCCUGAAAUGUUUGAUAAGUUGUGUAGUGAAGAAAGAGAAAUAAUGUUAGCAGACAAAGGAGGAAGAAAGUUAGUUUCCAAUGGAAUCGGAGAAGUUCCUCUGAGACAAGAAGAUAUAGAAAAUAAAGUAAGACUGAAAAACGUGUUAUGUGUGCCUGACCUGAAUACUAACUUGUCGGUAGCCAAAUUUACAGACUAUGGGUAUAAGGUUACAUUUGAUGAAUAUGGUGCUAAAGUAUAUAAAGAACCUGGAAAAAUACAAAUGAAAGCAGUGCGUAAGGGUAAUGCAUACUAUGUAGAGUCAAUAGGGACAAAUAGUGAAGUUGUUACUGCGACAUUCGAAGAUAAUAUAUGGCACAAAAGAUUGGGACACGUGAACAAAAGGAUCAUCGAAAAAAUGAAGAAAGAAGAGUUGGUGAUUGGCAUGAAGGAAGAGAACAGGAUGAACAUACAGUGUAAAGGUUGCGUCGAAAGGAAAGCGUGUAGGAAAAUACACCCAAAGCUCGAGAGAAGAAAGAGUAAAGAAAUCAUGGAAUUGUGGCACUUAGACUUAAUUGGGCCCGUACAUCCAACUUCUAAAGGGGAUAGAAGAAGUUUCGUAAUGGUGAAGAAAGUCUUGAAGACGCAGAGGGUCGCGGACGUCCUUCUGUGA
Molecule: messenger RNA, 804 nt
Organism: Dufourea novaeangliae
Lineage: Eukaryota; Metazoa; Arthropoda; Insecta; Hymenoptera; Halictidae
Exons: 2
Coding region: 1-804 (267 amino acids)
Source: RefSeq, a predicted model, not a curated record